Messenger RNA from Impatiens glandulifera, 2046 nucleotides. Its product is annotated as glucose-6-phosphate isomerase, cytosolic. Gene Ontology annotation, molecular function: monosaccharide binding; glucose-6-phosphate isomerase activity; carbohydrate derivative binding. The transcript has 24 exons. Gene Ontology annotation, cellular component: cytosol. Gene Ontology annotation, biological process: gluconeogenesis; glycolytic process; glucose 6-phosphate metabolic process. The record is from RefSeq and is a predicted model, not a curated record. Lineage: Eukaryota; Viridiplantae; Streptophyta; Magnoliopsida; Ericales; Balsaminaceae. The coding region runs from base 99 to 1802 and encodes 567 amino acids.
UCUUUUGUUUUCCAUUUUUCAACCUUGAGCGAUUUCUCAACAGCUUCAGCAUUCAGCUUUGAAAUAGUGUGUUGGAUCUUCUUUAGGAACUUUUGGAUAUGGCUUCGUCUACUCUUAUCUGUGACACAGAGCAGUGGAAAGACCUAAAGUCUCAUGUGGAGGAUGUUAAGAAAACCCACCUGCGUGAGUUGAUGAAUGAUGCCAAUAGAUGCAAAUCGAUGUUUACAGAGUUUGAUGGCUUAGUUUUGGACUAUUCAAGGCAGUCUGCAACUCUUGAAACGAUGGAUAAGCUGUUCAAGUUGACACAUGCAUCAGGUCUUAAACAAAAGAUUGAUAGGAUGUUCAAUGGGGAACAUAUUAACAGUACGGAAGGCAGAGCUGUCCUCCAUUUCUCUCUUCGUGCUCCUAGAGAUGCAGUUAUCCAGGCUGAUGGAAAGAAUGUUGUUACUGAUGUUUGGCAAGUUCUCGACAAAAUAAAGGAUUUUUCUGAGAAAAUUCGAAGUGGCUCAUGGGUUGGAGCGACGGGAAAACAAUUAAAGGAUGUGAUUGCUGUUGGCAUUGGUGGUAGUUUUCUUGGUCCUCUGUUUGUACACACUGCACUUCAAACAGAUCAGGAAGCUAUUGGAUUUUCGAAAGGACGUCAGCUACGCUUCCUCGCAAAUGUUGAUCCAGUUGAUGUUGCUAAAAGUAUUGCAGGAUUAAAUCCUGAAACUACACUAGUUGUGGUAGUAUCAAAGACUUUUACGACAGCAGAAACAAUGUUGAAUGCUCGUACAUUGAGGGAAUGGAUUUCAUCUUCCCUGGGGCUUGAUGCUAUUGCCAAGCAUAUGGUUGCUGUUAGCACCAAUCUUAAGCUUGUCAAAGAGUUUGGCAUAGAUCCUAUUAACGCUUUUGCUUUCUGGGACUGGGUUGGUGGCCGUUAUAGUGUUUGCAGUGCUGUUGGAGUAUUGCCCUUGUCUCUUCAAUAUGGCUUCACACUUGUGGAGAAGUUCCUGAAGGGAGCUUCAAGUGUUGAUCAGCAUUUUCAAUCAACUCCCUUUGAGAAAAAUAUUCCUGUGCUUUUAGGAUUAUUGAGCGUAUGGAAUGUCUCGUUCUUAGGAUAUCCUGCAAGAGCCAUCUUACCUUACUCUCAAGCCCUGGAGAAGUUUGCUCCUCAUAUCCAACAGGUGAGCAUGGAAAGUAAUGGUAAGGGAGUAUCGAUAGAUGGUGUACCUCUUCCCUUUGAGGCUGGUGAAAUUGAUUUUGGUGAGCCAGGAACAAAUGGUCAACAUAGUUUCUACCAAUUAAUUCAUCAGGGCCGUGUAAUCCCUUGUGAUUUUAUUGGUGUUGUGAAGAGUCAGCAGCCUGUUUACCUUCAAGGUGAAGUGGUAAGUAACCACGAUGAGCUCAUGUCUAACUUCUUUGCACAACCAGAUGCACUGGCAUACGGAAAGACAGCACAGCAGUUGCAGCAAGAGAAUGUCCCUCAGCAUCUUAUUCCUCACAAGACUUUUUCUGGCAAUCGGCCUUCUCUCAGCAUUCUUCUUCCAUCACUGACUGCCUACAGUAUCGGACAGCUUUUAGCAAUAUAUGAGAACAGAGUAGCUGUUCAAGGCUUUAUAUGGGAUAUCAACUCUUUUGACCAGUGGGGAGUUGAGUUAGGAAAGUCAUUGGCAUCUCAAGUUAGAAAACAACUGAAUGCUUCUCGUAAGGGAGAACCAGUGAAUGGCUUCAAUUUCAGCACCACGACUCUUCUGAAUCGAUACCUUGAGGCUAGUUCCGAUGUAGGAAAAGAUUCUUCCACGGUUCUUCCUAAUAUAUAAAACAGCUUUUCGGGGUUGAAAGAAAUGCCAGCAAUUUUGCCAAAUAAAUUGAGGUUAUAUUACACUUCCUGAAACUUCAUAUGUCCUGGUUUUACUUAUGGAAAUAAGAUCAACCCCUAAGAAAGUGGCCAUGUUGAGCCUUUGUUGUUUGUUUCAUUAUUUUGCAAUUUUCUUUGAACAUUGAUGUAUUAAUCAACUGAAUCUCUUGAUCUGAAUUCAAUGAAGCAAGGAUGCUUUGGUGUUA